Molecule: messenger RNA, 1220 nt
Organism: Sphaeroforma arctica JP610
Lineage: Eukaryota; Ichthyosporea; Ichthyophonida
Exons: 7
Coding region: 199-1188 (329 amino acids)
Molecular function (GO): NAD+ binding
Source: RefSeq, a predicted model, not a curated record
CUCUGAUUGAGAUCAAGUCUCAGACUCUCAGACUCAGAGACGAACAAUACAGGUGCUGCGCACCGCUUAUUUUAAUGUGGUCAACGGCUCUCUAUGUGCAAUUGUUAAUGUUUGACGAAGACAAAUCCUUGGUCUAUCAAUGGUAAAGUACACCUUAAUGUGCCUUUUUGACACACAGUUAGCAGACACAAUUGAUUGAUGAUGCCCGGCAACAAUAUGACGAAGGCAAAAGUUGACGCAAUAGCAGCUAGUAUAUUAUCGGGCAGGAUACGAAAUAUCAUGAUAUUAUCUGGAGCCGGGGUGAGCACUGCAUCCGGCAUCCCAGACUUCAGAAGUGUGGGUGGAAUGUACGACACCCUCAAGCCCAACCUACUGACAGCCACCGAAGAGCAGAGACAAGCGAUGAGAAUUGACCCGAUACACGUGGUGAGCUUAGACUUGUUCCGGGAAACACAGCUGCCAUACCUAGAACUGCGUCGACCAUUCAUACUGGGUCUAGGGGGCAACCAAUGGAGACCCACAUUGAUGCAUUUCCUGUCCGAUGUGCUGCACAAGAAAGGGCUGCUGACGCGCGUGUAUACACAAAAUAUUGAUGGACUAGACUUCAAGACCAGUGUGCCGCCCAAGAAGAUCAUCCCGGUGCACGGGUCUCUGAUGGUUAUCAAAUGCGAAAGCUGCAAAACCGAAAUGGACAGUGCCAAAUUCCGUGAGUUGACACGGACUCAUAUCAAAGACAUAUACAAUAGUGGUGAUGACUUGGCCCCGAAAAAAUCGAGCCCUAUACCUUGUCCGUCUUGCGGAAAGCCGUAUAUGAAACCCGACACAGUACUAUACGGGAGCAGUUUGCCGCGCGAGUUCUUCAUGCACUGGGAGCUAGAUGCACAGUCGAGUGAUCUACUCAUCAUUGCUGGCACGAGUCUGACAGUUGGUCCAGCAAAUCGGUUACCAGGGCUUAUACGAAACAGCGUGCCCCGCUUAGUGCUGAACAAUGAAGAGGUGGGCAUGGGUCUGGGUCUCAACUAUGCGCCAAACUCGACCGAUACCCUUCUGAAAGGAUCGUGUGAUAGUGGGUGUAUAGCUCUUCUGCAAGCGCUGGGCUGGUUGGAGAAUAUGGCCGUGUACGAGUCGGAAUUAUGCGACGAAAGUGCCAAGCUGUUGCGCAGCCACUUGAAUGCUGAAGUGAGAUGAAGUUUAUAAUUUAUAAAGUUUUUAUUUCACCA